AGUCUUUGCCGCUUUCCUAAUUAAGCACUAAUUACGCUUACGUAACUGCUUAAGUAAGCGGAGUUCUAUUCCUUUACAGAAAAGAGGCUUACCCUUAAAAUCUUCUUCUUUCUUUUCGAUCCGGUAUUUAACCCAAAUCCGAUGUAUGGAUUUUGUUCUUUUCAAUCUAUUUGAUCUUUUUUGAGAAUAACAUCCAUACCGCUGAUUAAAGGAUUACUCCCUCCACUAUUUUUAAAUUCUGCCCCCCACUUAUUCUCACUUGUCAUUAAGUCUUACUGCUUCUUCCUCCACCCCCUGCUAAUCUAAGCUGCUGUAACUAAUUUUAUGUCUCUCUCAAAAAAAACGACAUCUACAAUUCUAUGACAUCCACAAUUUACUAUCAAAAGAUAAUAAUUACCACCCCACUUCAAACCAUUAUUUACAACCAUAAUUUUAAAUUUUAUCUCUGAUCAAUCCAUCAAUCCAUUAACUAAAUAGACAAGCUCAGAUAAUGAUCCCUGAUGAAUUCAUCCUUCAAUUGAUUCAACAAUCAUUAAAUGAUUUGGGUUAUUCUAAAAUAUCAGAUGAUUUAGGUAAUGAAAUCAAAUCAAAACGAUUAGCAAUAACCAAUUCAAAUUCAAAUACUGGUUUAUCAUCAUCAUCAUCAUCAUCCACCAAAUCAAUCCAUGUUGAAAGAGCUCAGAUCAAACUUAUCAAUUGGUUCAAUGAUGAAUUAAAAGCUGGGAAUUAUCUCACUAUCGAAUCUUAUCUAUUGGCUGUAUUGCAAAAUAUCGAUAAUACAAAUACAACUAAUACCUAUAGUAAUAAUCAAGAAGUUAAUUUCAUUGAUGUUUUAGUCACUACUCAAGAUCCUAAAACUACCGUGUCAAUCAUUCUUUAUUUGAUCAGAAGAGUUUCAUUCUUGGAAUCGUAUAUGUUACAAUCAUCAACUGAAUCUCCUCAAGUUUUCAUUCGAUAUUUAACUGAUCGUUUAAUGCCUUUAUUAGAUGAUUUAGCCCCUAAAUUAUCCGAUGCAACAUCUUCUCUUACAAAUCAUCAUCAUGAUGUGAUUAAACCUGAUGUCGAUAUUGAUCAUCAUGAUGGAGAUGACGUUACAGGUUCUGGUGAUGCUGACAUUGAUGAUGAAUUUAAUUAUUCAUCCGAUAAUGAAUAUAAUUUUAAUCCAUCAAUCUCAACUUCAAAUAGCGUGGCUGAUUUAACCAAUAUCUUUGGUAAACUGGUUUUAUCAAGUUUAACUAGAGAAAAAGAAUCAAAUUUAUUAUUAGGUUUUGCCUUAGAUUUUAAAAAUUUAUUAUCAUCAUCAUCUUCAUCAUCAUCAUCAUCAACUGAUUCAAGUUUAAUAUCAACUUUCUUAUCCAAAUAUUUAUUUAAUUUAUCAAACUUAUUCAAUCCAAAUAAUUAUACUCCAAUAAUUUCGAAUAAUACUACUGGUAGUGUUAAUUUAGAACAUAUAAUCUUAAUUAUUAGAGAGACAUUAAUUACUAAAAUUUUAGAUAAAAUCUUUAAAUUAAAUGAUAAAUUGAAAACAUUUAACCAUUUUUAUAAUGUUCCACCUAAUUAUUUAAAAAAAAUCAUUGAAAAUUCAAAUAAUUAUCAAAAACAUCAAAAUCCUUAUUUCUUACCUCCAAGAACAAAAUUCGAUCUUGAUAAUAAUAUCAAUCCCACUAACACUAAUUCUACAAAGAAUAUUGAUUUAGAUCCUUUUUUAUUAGGGACAGCUAAUCCUAAUUUAAAUUCAAAUUCAAAUCUGAAUUUAAAACAUUUGAAUCAUUUCUUUAAAUCAACUUACUUCCCUAAUAAACUCUUACAUAGUUUAAAUUAUCAUACUGAUGAAGUUUGGUUUACGAAAUUUAGUCCCCUGGGAAAUUUCUUAGUUUCAGGAUCAUUAGAUGGGAAAUUAAUUAUUUAUGAUGUAUUAAAUGAAUUUAAAGUUUUGAAAAUUUUAGAAUCUUCAACUUUAUUAGAUAAUCAAGCUUUAGUACCAUUUUCUUCAAAACCAACUAGUGAGAAAUCAAAAGCAGUUAUUUAUUGUUGUUGGGAUCCGCAAGAACGGUAUUUAGUAAGUUGUUGUUUAGAUACUGUGGUUAGAGUAUGGUAUGUUGAUGAAAUUCAUAAUUUAUCCGCCGCUGCUACUGCUUCCAAACGAAGAAAAAGAACAUCCUCAUCAACAACAACAAUAACUUCAAAGAAUGAACCUAUUUCAUCAGCUUCAAAUAUUACUACUGGGAAUGCAACUUCUACUGAAAGUGGUUUCAGAUUAGUUAGUUGUUUUACAUUGGGUCAAGAAAUUAAAACUUGGACUUGUGAAUUCUUACCUAAUUUAAAUAAUUCAAAUCGUCCUCAAUUUGUUAUUGGAUCUCCUGAUAAAGUAUUAAAAGGAUUUGAUGUGGAUGGUGUUGAAUUAUUUGAUUUUUAUGCAAAUAUUGAAGAAGAUGAUGAAGAUGAUGAAGUUGAUGUUCACAAUCAUUCGGGAUUAAAUACAGAUGGUGAUAACAAACCUAAAGUUUCUUCAUCUGCAAGUGAACCACGUCCAAGUAGUAUUGGUGCUUCCACUGCAACUGGUGCUGCCAAUGAUAAAGAAGGUGAUGUUCAAAUGAAAGAUGAAUAUGAUAAUGAUGAUGGAGAUAAAAGUAAAACAGCUUCAUCUAAUAUCAAAAAGAAACUUGAAAGUAGUUUUAAUAGAAUUAAUGAUAUCACCAUUACUCCAGAUGGGAAAUUCCUUAUCACAGCUGAUAGUGAUCAUCAAUUACAUUUCUAUAAGAUCCCUAAUGUUUUCAAUCAAGAAUCAUCAACCAAAAGAGUUGCCAGUAUAAUCUUAACAGGUCGUCUUACAUCUUGUUCAAUCUCCAAAAAUGGGAAAUACUUAUUAGUAUCAUCUGCCCCUGAAGAAUUACAAGUAUGGGAUAUUUCCGGAUUAUCAAUUGGAGAUUAUAAUCCUAUUCUUUAUCGAAAAUAUUUCGGUCAUUCUCAAAGUGGAUAUAUCAUUAGAUCAUCAUUUGGAUAUUUAGUCGAUAAUAGUAGUGAUUCGUUGGAUAAUAAUGAAGAACAAUUGAUCUUAACAGGAUCAGAUACAGGGUAUAUAUAUUUCUUCAAAUUACAUACAGGUCAAUUAAUAACCAGAGUUAAAGGUCAUAAUGGGUUAUGUAAUUGUGUUGAUUGGAAUAGAUUUGGUAAACAAUCUCAUGCUAAUUCUAUUGAUUAUGGUAAAUUAUGGAGUUCAGUAGGUGAUGAUAAAUUAGUUAAGAUUUGGGGUCCCUUUUAGUAAAAAUUAGUUUUAUAUGAAUGAUAUACAUCUAUUAUUAUAUUAACUACAAUUGAUCU
Scheffersomyces coipomensis is the source of this 3321-nucleotide messenger RNA. Its product is annotated as glucose-induced degradation complex subunit. Gene Ontology annotation, molecular function: protein binding. The coding region runs from base 491 to 3262 and encodes 923 amino acids. Gene Ontology annotation, biological process: proteasome-mediated ubiquitin-dependent protein catabolic process. The transcript has a single exon. The record is from RefSeq and is a predicted model, not a curated record. Gene Ontology annotation, cellular component: GID complex. NCBI's taxonomy places the organism in Eukaryota, Fungi, Ascomycota, Pichiomycetes, Serinales, Debaryomycetaceae.